AUGGUAAGUCCAAGUGUGGCUUGUGAUACAACACGGGAUGCAGGGCUGGUCGAAAGUCCAGAUGGAAAUUCCAACUUAUACAUGCGUUGUAUAUCUUUUGGGUUUAAAACACUGGGUAUCUGGAAACUGGAAUCUUGUUUACCUGGCUACACUUUUCAAAUCAGUGAAAAAAAGUGUGUACCUAUGCAGCCUGCACCACAAACAAUCUUCAACAGCAGUUGCGCAGGGGGUGAAGAAUGUACUGGUGGAACGGUUUGUGAUCUCAAUAGCAUGCGAUGUUUGUGCCCCGUCGGUAUGACAGCCAAUCUGAAUACUUUGUUCUGUGUUCCAAUAGCUCCUUCAUUCAAAUCCCUCCAACAAAAAUUAUUAAGUGGACAUGAAGUAAUGUUGACUACCAAAAACAAUAUGUCAUCAAAUGUUUUUAACAUGCAAGUACCACCCGGAAGCAGUUGUUCAAAUAAUGAAAUAUGCGGUGGUGGUUCAUUUUGCAGCCUUCCGGUAAAAUUAUGCCUAUGUCCUGGUGAUAUGGAAGAUUUUAAUGGUCAAUGUCUAUCAUCUGAACGACAUGCUAUCUUAGCUAAUAAAAAAGCAAAACAAAAUCUAAUUAAUUUAUUUGGGUUAGGUGCUAAUUGCAACGACGCAGUACGUUGUCUAAACGGUACGACAUGUGUCGGUGGUCACUGCAGAUGUCCAAUUCCUCUGACUCAGGAAGGUGAUCGAUGCGUAGAAAAACAGUCAGUACUCAGAGUUGGUCCUGGGGAAUUAUGCAACGGAAGUCAGAUAUGUUCUCGUGGAUCAGUAUGUCAUCCAAUCAUUCCUGUGUGCAUCUGUCCGGAAAAUACCGUUCUUCAAGAAAACUCUUGCUUUCCAAUUCCUUCAGGAGUAAUCAAUCAAAUUGCGAAUAUAUGGACACUAUCGAAAGUCAUAAGUACUACGACUGAAAAGAUGCAGAAAUUCCUAACAACACCUAAAUUAAACAUCAAAUUUGGUAGAGUGGGACAGGCUGCUGUUGGAUUUCCAUGUCGUGAUAAUGUUGACUGUAUUAUAGGAGCAUUUUGCAAAGUCAAUACCAAUCCAGCCACUUGCCAAUGUCUCUCAACCCAUGUCAACAUUGAUAAUUUCUGUGAAAAAGUGAUAUACCCUGGACAAAGUGGAUGUCAUCAUGAUAUCCAGUGUUCGAUGGCAUAUGCUGCUUCUGAAUGUUCUGCUGGUCAUUGUAUCUGUCCCGAUAGUUUUAAUGCUGUAGAACAAACUUGCAAACCAGGUUUCGGUUAUGAUUAA
Molecule: messenger RNA, 1281 nt
Organism: Loa loa (African eye worm)
Lineage: Eukaryota; Metazoa; Nematoda; Chromadorea; Rhabditida; Onchocercidae
Product: EB module family protein
Exons: 9
Coding region: 1-1281 (426 amino acids)
Source: RefSeq, a predicted model, not a curated record